Molecule: messenger RNA, 2074 nt
Organism: Asparagus officinalis (garden asparagus)
Lineage: Eukaryota; Viridiplantae; Streptophyta; Magnoliopsida; Asparagales; Asparagaceae
Product: protein trichome birefringence-like 6
Exons: 5
Coding region: 171-1934 (587 amino acids)
Cellular component (GO): Golgi apparatus
Molecular function (GO): O-acetyltransferase activity
Source: RefSeq, a predicted model, not a curated record
ACUUGUAUUUUGCACGAUCACCUUUGUCCUCUCGCUCUCUCUCUCUCUCUCUCUCUCUCUUCCCAUCUCAUUGCGUAUUUUAAUGAGAGCUGCACAUGCUCUUCCUCUGUGACGACCCCUGAUGAAUCCUUCCCCUCUCUUUCCUCUCUUGGAAUACUAUUCUUCAUGCCAUGGAGAGGCAGAGAAGCUUCAUCAUCAAACCCACAAGGCUCUUCCUUCUUUCUCUCACCGUCUCUUUCUCUCUCCUCUUCUCCUUCCUCUUCUCCUCCUGGGUUUUCAAAAUCACACCCUCAGCUAGCUCCAACGAAACCAACCUCCGGUCCUUCUCCGGCUUCAGUGCCAUCAAAGCUCAGACCUUUAUUGCUUUCACCGGCAAUUUCUCUGUCAAUGGGAGAAAAGGUUCGACUUCGAGAGGAACCCAUUUUCUCCAAGCUGCUGAUUCUCCUCGGGAAGCUUUGAGUCCACGUAAUGAGUGGAACGGUGAACUCGAAUCCAGCGAAGUUGAGGAGUUUUCAGAUUUUCCCAGCAAUAUCUCUGUCAGCAAGAGCGAAGAUCCAAUCUUGGGAGGAAACAAUUUUGCCGAAGCUGCUGAUUCCACUGAGAGAGCUCUGGGUUUAAGCGAUGAGCUGAAAGAUGGGAUCUUGGGAUAUGCCCAGGUGAGGACAAGUGUCGAUUCUUAUGGAGAAGUUCUGAGUUCAGUUGGAGAGAAAGAUUCCAUUUUGAAUCAUACCCAUCUCAGGAGAGACCGUAAUUCUUCUGAAAAAGGUCUAGAUUCAGUUGGAGAGGAGAAGACGUUUGAUUCUGAUGUUCCCAAAUUAAGCGAUGAGAAAUUUCAGUCUAUUAAUUUGAUGAGCAAUGUGAGCUCUGCUACUGUCGAGGAGAUCGAAAGGGAAAGUGCAUGUGAUGUUUCUGAGGGAAAGUGGGUGUUUGAUGAGACUUAUCCUCUCUACACAAACAACUCAUGCCCUUUCAUUGAUGAAGGAUUCAGUUGUGAAGCUAAUGGGAGAUUGGACGGAGACUAUAUGAAGUGGAGGUGGCAGCCUCAUCAAUGUAACAUCCCUAGAUUCAGCCCUUUGAAAAUGCUGGAGUUGAUCAGAGGAAAAAGAUUGGUUUUUGUUGGAGAUUCGAUUAACAGGAACCAGUGGGAGUCAAUGUUGUGCAUGUUAAGAGGAGCCAUUUCAGAUCCUAGCAGGGUUUAUGAGGCACGUGGCCGGAGGAUUACCAAAGAGCGGGGAAAUUAUAACUUCAAGUUCAUUGAUUACCAAUGUAGUGUUGAGUACUAUCUGAGUCAUUUCUUGGUUCGUGAGAGCAAAGCUAGAAUCGGGCAAAAACGUAAACAGACACUCAGAAUUGAUGCGAUCGAUCGGAGCUCAUCAAGAUGGAGAGGAGCCGAUAUCUUGGUAUUCAACAGUGCACAUUGGUGGUCACACUACAAAACUAAAGCUGGGUUAAACUACUAUCAGGAAGGAGACUAUGUCCAUUCUCACCUCGAUGCUAACAUUGCUUACAAGAGAGCUUUAGUAACAUGGGCAUCAUGGGUUGACAAAUACAUAAAUCCAACCAAAACCCAAGUCUUCUUCAGAAGCUCAGCACCAUCUCAUUUCAGUGGGGGUGAAUGGAAUGCUGGCGGGCACUGCAGAGAGAGCACUCAACCUCUGAAUUAUACUCACACAAGGAAUGCUCCUGAAAAGAAUCUCAUCGUAGAGGAAGUAGUGAAACAAAUGAGAACUCCUGUUACAGUUCUUAACAUAACCAGCUUGUCUGGGUUUAGGAUUGAUGGUCACCCAUCGGUCUUUGGAAGGAAGCCUGAAAAUGGAAAGCCAUCGCGGAUUGAAGAUUGCAGCCAUUGGUGCCUUCCCGGAGUUCCUGAUACCUGGAAUGAACUGUUGUACUUCUACUUACUCUCUGGGAAGAGAUUGAUUUCUACUGGUUAAGCUCACAAAAGAGUUUGCUAACUUUUCAAUGAAAUUGUAAAUGAUGAUUGUAACGCGUCAAAUAUCAAUUGUAUUUAUGUACAAUUUGAGAUCAUGUACAGAGUAAGAUCAUUGCAUGAAAUUUUUAUUCUUUUUUUUGA